Molecule: messenger RNA, 1506 nt
Organism: Phragmites australis (common reed)
Lineage: Eukaryota; Viridiplantae; Streptophyta; Magnoliopsida; Poales; Poaceae
Product: secretory carrier-associated membrane protein 4-like
Exons: 13
Coding region: 251-1189 (312 amino acids)
Biological process (GO): protein transport
Cellular component (GO): recycling endosome membrane; trans-Golgi network membrane
Source: RefSeq, a predicted model, not a curated record
CCCCCAGCUUCUCGUUCUAGACGCGAUUGAUGAUGCAACUCCGUGCGAAGACCUCACCAACUGCAGCUUCUUCUAGUCCCUAUCUUUUUCUAGAAGUAGAAUACAGGAGGAAUUGAGGUCUAAUAGGGCUCCGUCUUGCGUUGCACCUGCUCCUCUUUGCUGACCUCAAAACAUAGGAAGGAACCAAGAGAGGAAGAGCAGAGGGCCAGGGGAGAAGAGGAGAGCGUCGAUCAGGGACAGGGAGUGAUCCAUGGCGGGGAGGUCGAGGUACGACAACCCCUUCGAGGAGGACGGCGCCAACGAGGUCAACCCUUUCGCGGACCAAGCUAAAAGAGGAGCAUCAGCUGCUCAGUCCAGCUAUUCCGGAGGUGCAUUCUACACAUCGCAAUCACGCCCUGCUCCUCCGAGCACACGCCUUUCGCCGCUUUCCCCUGAGCCAGCUGACUUCUACAAUGACUUUGCUACCCCAGUGGAUAUCCCCAUGGACUCAAACAAGGACAUGAAGACAAGGGAGAAGGAGCUACAGGCUAAGGAGGCUGAGUUAUACCGGCGUGAGAAGGAAAUUAAAAGAAGAGAAGAGGCCGCAGCACGAGCUGGCAUUGUAUUGGAAGAGAAAAACUGGCCUCCGUUUUUCCCCAUCAUUCAUCAUGAUAUCGGCAAUGAGAUACCUGUCCAUUUGCAACGAACACAAUAUGUCGCCUUCGCGUCACUCUUAGGAUUGAUCAUGUGCCUGUUUUGGAACAUCAUCUGUGUUACCGCUGCUUGGAUAAAAGGGGAAGGUCCUAAGAUAUGGUUUCUUGCAGUCAUAUACUUUAUUCUUGGAUGCCCAGGUGCCUACUAUCUUUGGUAUCGACCACUUUACCGUGCCAUGAGGAAUGAGAGUGCUCUGAAAUUUGGAUGGUUUUUCCUGUUCUACUUGGUUCAUAUCGCUUUCUGUGUCUAUGCAGCCGUUUCUCCUUCAUUUCUCUUUGUCGGAAAAUCAUUGACUGGGAUUUUGCCAGCAAUCAGCUUGAUAGGCAACAGUGUAAUUGUUGGGAUUUUCUACUUUAUUGGAUUUGCAUUGUUCUGCCUCGAGUCUUUGCUGAGCAUGUGGGUCAUUCAGCGUGUUUACCUGUACUUUCGGGGCAGUGGGAAAGAAGCAGAGAUGAAGCGGGAGGCGGUACGCAGCGCAGCGAGAACAGCAUUUUGAGACAGUACAUGAGUGAAUAUAUAUACUGUAUAGCUUAAUCAGAAAUGCAUGUAAAUCAACAACCAUGUAGAAUUGUGGUUACGUCAUACGUUGGGUUGGGUUGGUGUACAACAGUUAUUGUUCAGAAUUUUCUUUUCCUUUUCUUGAAUGUGAAGCUGGCAGGAGUUCUGCCAGUUUUGUUCAGAAUUUUCUUACUUUCAGCUGAUUUUGUGCCCUUGAGAGAUUGAUUUUGAUCCUGCCAUAUUAGUGUAAUAUCGUAUACACACAAACCUGUAAGGUUUUGUUCCAUAUGCACAAUUUUUUCCCUGUUGUGCAAA